AUGGAUGGAGAAAAUGUGCUUUUUCUGGUGACCAAUUUCAUCGCUACAGCGAAGCAAGCCCAGGGCACCUGUCCCGAGAGCCCCUCUGUUCUCGAUGCGGUGUGCACAGAAGAUGCAGACUGUCCCGUGGGAAACCCUGUGGUUCGCGGCAACGGGAUAAAAACUGGGAAAUGUGUGAUGUUCAACACCACCCAUUCCACCUGUGAGAUCUAUGGUUGGUGUCCUGUGGAGAACAACACCCUGCCCAGGAAACCUCUUCUGGCUGAGGCGGAGAAUUUCACUCUUUUUAUAAAAAAUACUAUCCACUUCACCAAAUUCAACUUCUCCAAGUGCAAUACUUUGCAAACCAAUGACCCCACCUAUUUCAAGAGCUGCACGUACGAUCCGUUCUUCAACCCUUCCUGCCCCGUCUUCCGUGUCCGUGACAUGGUGGAGGCAGCUGGAGAGACCUUUGGGGACCUCGCCCUGCUGGGGGGGAGCAUCGGAGUUCGCAUCGAGUGGGACUGCGACCUGGAUCACCCCGCUGCCCAGUGCCAGCCGCAGUACCUGCAGGACAGGAGGUACAAUUUCAGAACUGCCUCCUACUACUGGGACUCCCAGCGGCGGCUCUGCCGGAACCUGCUGAAGCUCUACGGCAUCCGCUUCGACAUCUCCGUGCACGGCCAGGUACCGUCUCCUCUGCAGACCCUGCAUGCACAGUCCUGGCGGCCUUGUCACCGGGGCUGA
Messenger RNA from Pygoscelis adeliae (Adelie penguin), 726 nucleotides. It is a transcript of the gene P2RX6, whose product is annotated as purinergic receptor P2X, ligand-gated ion channel, 6. Gene Ontology annotation, biological process: monoatomic cation transmembrane transport; response to ATP. The coding region runs from base 1 to 726 and encodes 241 amino acids. Gene Ontology annotation, molecular function: purinergic nucleotide receptor activity; extracellularly ATP-gated monoatomic cation channel activity. Lineage: Eukaryota; Metazoa; Chordata; Aves; Sphenisciformes; Spheniscidae. Gene Ontology annotation, cellular component: nuclear inner membrane; plasma membrane. The transcript has 8 exons. The record is from RefSeq and is a predicted model, not a curated record.